CUGAAUAGUUGGCCACAAACUGGAUUUGGUUGAUAUCAGACCAAAGCACGGCCAAGAAUACUGCCAUUGUCACUAGAAACUUGAAUAUUUUAUUGCUACUCUGUUCUAGAUGGAUUCAAAGUUGCCAACUCACGACGAUGAUGCUUCUGGCUUCCUUCCUCAGCAAACGCUUCAUGAUGCAACAUCUACACUUUCCAUGACUGUCCAAGAUUCAACGACUAGCUCGAUUCAGCCCUCCUCACACACACCUCCCGCAUCUACAUCCACCAUGACUGGGUUUACCAAUGGAACAGAAACGGAAUCUCAUGAAAGCCCUAAACAUUCAACCGUGCAUGGACCCAUAUCUGGACAGCUUUCUCCUAGCCCAACUGUCAUUUCAAAUUCUCAUCCAAGUGUUUCUUCUAUAGAUGCAGAACGAGUGGAACGCAUCGCGAUGUUGAUCCGCCAACACAAGGAAAUGCAUAUCAACAAAUCGACUGGAGUUGCUGCGAUCCCUGAACGUAGUUUUUCAUCUACGACUUCUCCAUCUUGCGGCUCCACUCCUACUGCCAUAUCAAAUGCAUUUCCUUUAACCUCUCCAAGCACUGGCGCACUUUCCCAAUACGCCUCUCCAGCAGCCAUAUCUGCAUCCAGUCUUGACUAUCCGUUGGAAACUUCAACCAUAGACUCAAUGAUGGAUAGAGAUGCUUUAUCUACACGUACACCUUCUCCUGAAAUGUCCUUGACUAGCGAUAGUGAGUAUCAUCUAUACAACCGCAGUAUAAGUUCCUUGGGGAGUAAAACCUCGUCAUCAUUGUCAAAACAAUUUUCAACUUCCACAUAUAGAGCGUUAGACAACUCGCAAAAACACCCCAGCCACGAUGUAUUCACCUCAUAUAAUGGGCUACGUGCACCGUCACCUACUCGGUCUUCUGCCAAAUUUGGAUCGCACAAUGCAUAUUCUACCGAAUCGCUAUCAACUAUGCUUACUCCAUCUGAGCUAUUCAAACAAUACAAGGAAUGCGAUCCAAACGAUGUUGGUCGAAUGCUGUAUGAAGGGUCCUUGCCUGGCUGUCGACCAAAUGAUAUUUCACUAAUUAUUGGGAAAAGUGAUGCGUAUCAUACAGUUGUUCGUACAAGUUAUAUGGAGUGCUUUGAUUUUUCAAAUAUCGGGUUAGAUCAAGCGUUUAGACAACUGUGCAAGAAACUCUAUCUCGCUGGCGAGACACAAAUGGUUGAUCGUAUUCUUUAUCAAUUUUCGAGAAGAUAUUGGGAUUGCAAUCCUUUGUUACAACCAACAUUUCGAAGCGACGAUAUUGUAUACGGUAUUCUGUUUUCGCUUGUGCUUUUAAAUACUGAUUUACAUAUUGUAAAUGUUGGACCCAACUCGAGUAAACGCAUAGCACGGAGAACGUUUUUAAAAAAUACAAUGGAAUUGGUAGACACCAUGAUUGAAAACGAUGAUAAAUUAAAAGAACAGGCUGUGAUGGACAUUGAAGCAGCACGAAAAUGGAAAAAGGGAUUGGAACUGAUUUUAAGAGAUUUAUAUGCAUCUAUUUUCAGACACCGUAUUAUGCAAUUGACAGCUGUUCCUAUUGGCUCCAGUGAUGAACUGGCAGCUUCUGCCAAUCCACAGGCACGAGAAUGCACAGGCCAUGAUUCGUCAAACUGGUCCUUGUCGUCUUCACAAUCUGUUGGGUCCAUGGCAUUACAUACGGACACUAAAGAACGCGGAAGUAUAUAUUCUUUGGGACACUUUCGUCGAAAACAUAUGGCUCCUGGCGAUCGGAGUUCUAUUAUGGGAUUUAUUCGUGCUGCAACAGACAUAUCUGCAUCUAUUGGAUCAGGGAUGUUUGAAACAGCGACAAAUACAUCUACGGAUCGCACUACACCCACUACAACAGAACACUCUGAGCGAGUCGUUGGUUCGCCUACACGAUGCACUGGAGUUAUUUUAGAAGGUUUGUUAAUUCGCAAACAUAUUUUGGAGAUGGGCGGUACACGUGCCAAGAAUAGACGCUGGUGUAAGUUUUGGUGCAUUCUUCGUUCCCAGCCAGAUGGUAUGAUUGAAUUGGUGAUGCACAAGCUAGCAUUGCCCAAUCAACCCGAAGCAUUUGAACCAUCGGAAUUAUCUGGAAAUUCUGUUGUAGCGUUUGACGACCACUUUGAAUCCAAAAGUACACCUACACUGGUAUCGUCAUCAACUACACCGACCACAUCGCCUCGUACGUUGAUUCAAUCUCCGUCAGGCCACACAAGUUCUUCUUUUUUAUCGCCUAAUAUUUCAAAUUUUGGAUUUCGAUCCAGUACAUUUCAAAGCCGUAAGCAAACGCCAUUAACCGAAUGUGUAGAUGAAGUAUCAAGUCUGUCAUCUACGCCUCCAGAUCGCCGAUACAGUGCCGAGUUUCCAACUUCCACUCCAUCCGAAGCACCCGUCAUUCGACUUGCAAUGCGUGAGCCUGAAGUAUUUCCACUCCUUCAUGCUUGCUGCAGCAUUUUACACGCAGCCUACUCAAUAGCUCGUCCUCAUGUUCUAGCUCUUAAACUGGCUAAUGGCAGUGAAUACUUUUUUCAAUCGCCAACCCACGAGACUGUUACUGAAUGGUCGCAUAACAUCAACUACUGGGCUGCACGCAAAAGCAAAGAGCCGAUGCGUGGAUCUGCUAGUUCUAUGGAAUAUGGAUGGACAUGGAUCAUUUGGGAAAGAAAGGUAUGGCAAACUGAAGGUCCUCAACCUCCUGUUGAUGAAGAUAUGAUGGGGCCUCUGUAUUAUUUCCAAAACUUGAGGCUUCGAACAGGGUCUGUAGACACGACUGCAAGUGCAGCUAGAACAAGUAACGCCAGUAUGGCAUCCAGCGAGCCUUUAAAAAGCAGCAGUACAAGUGUGCGUAGCGUUGCUAGUACUAUGAGUGAUGGAAGUGCAACCACUUCAAAUUUCACUCCCAGUACAAAUGGUACGAGUGUGAUUUCGUUUGGUUUUAGUGGAUCUAGAACAGCAAAGCAUAAAAGUAAGCCCAAACCAAAAAUCUCGGAAUGGAUUCCGCCUGGAGGGCUUGGCCAUAUUGUCAGUCCUUUUAGCGAGGCAGUACAGCUUGAAUCCAUGCAGCGACAAGUAAAUAUUGUCAAGACUGAAAUUCUCGAGCAUUUGAGUUUCAAGGAGCCGAUGGAUAAACACUUUGCGGAUUCUCCCAGUACACAUAGCAAGGCGUCAUUGAAUUGGAACCGGCGAUUGCGUUAUCUUGAAAUUGAGUUACAAAAGUUUACAACGUAUGUAAGAGUGCUGACUGACGGACGAGAACACAAGGAGCCGACCUAUUUAACUGGGAGUGUGAUGGCUGCCAUGUCAAAGCCGGAUGAAGAGCAAUUGGAAACGGUUUCGCAAGAGUCGGAUCUAGUUUUAAGUGUGAACCACUGCAAUGGCGAUGAUAGUGUUGCGGAUCAACCCAUUGCAUCACAUGGCGAUCCUGUCACGAUGCAAGAUAAUGCGCAGAUUCUGCCUAAUAUAGAUGGUGCGGGAGUUGUGGCUGAGACCGUUGAGCUGAAUUGAUUGGGUUCAUCAUUUAUUUUUUGGAUAGUAUGAAUGCGCUGACUUGCGAUACUAGUCAUUCUGUUUAACCAACUCGCCGUCCAGCCUUUUAUAAAUCACCUUUUAGCCACUAAUUUUUGGUUACUAUACAUUUUUAAUUUUUACCACUUCCAUUCUCGAUUGCCUGAAUAAAUACGAAAUUCUAAAUUU
This is a messenger RNA of Batrachochytrium dendrobatidis JAM81, 3715 nucleotides long. RefSeq lists its product as uncharacterized. NCBI's taxonomy places the organism in Eukaryota, Fungi, Chytridiomycota, Chytridiomycetes, Rhizophydiales. Gene Ontology annotation, biological process: regulation of ARF protein signal transduction. The record is from RefSeq and is a predicted model, not a curated record. The transcript is spliced from 7 exons. Bases 110 to 3526 code for a protein of 1138 amino acids. Gene Ontology annotation, molecular function: guanyl-nucleotide exchange factor activity.